Molecule: messenger RNA, 642 nt
Organism: Halichondria panicea
Lineage: Eukaryota; Metazoa; Porifera; Demospongiae; Suberitida; Halichondriidae
Product: DNA polymerase epsilon subunit 3-like
Exons: 4
Coding region: 65-508 (147 amino acids)
Biological process (GO): leading strand elongation; DNA damage response; heterochromatin formation
Cellular component (GO): epsilon DNA polymerase complex; CHRAC
Molecular function (GO): protein heterodimerization activity; chromatin DNA binding
Source: RefSeq, a predicted model, not a curated record
ACGCCCAAUAAGCCUUGGCCUGGUGGGCAUUAAUAAGAAUCAUACGGUUGCCUUCACAUGCACAAUGGCUGAAAGACCUGAAGACUUGAGUUUGCCUGCCUCAGUUGUGACAAGAAUAGUCAAAGAGGCGCUCCCGGAAGGUGUCAAUAUCUCUAAAGAAGCUCGAACAGCAAUUGGAAAGGCAGCUAGUGUAUUCAUCUUGUAUUCGACAGCAUGUGCAAACAAUUUUGCGUUGAAGUCUAAAAGGAAGACACUGAAUGCAGCUGACGUGUUCUCUGCUUUGGAGGAUAUGGAAUUUGAGCACUUUGCCCCAGAGUUGAAAAACUUUUUAGAUGUGUAUAAAGUGGAGCAGAAAGGAAGAAAAGAAGCAGCUGCCGAUCGCAAGAAGAAGCAACAGGCUGCUGCCACAGCCGUGGUAAUACCGGCAGACACCCAACCAGGCAGUCAGAAUGAACUCCCAACUCUUGAUUCAGAACCUAUGGACAUUGUCAGCAAUGGUGGCAUCUAGCUAGCUUAAUUACACACUUUAUCAUUCAUUGCAUAACUGUUUGUGUCCUCCAUACAUGAAUAUGUUUUUUGUGUUAAACAUCUGCAGCCUUCUAUAGACAAGGCUGUUUACUGGUAUCUUAUGUUCAUCAUGAA